This is a messenger RNA of Penaeus vannamei (Pacific white shrimp), 1412 nucleotides long. Lineage: Eukaryota; Metazoa; Arthropoda; Malacostraca; Decapoda; Penaeidae. The record is from RefSeq and is a predicted model, not a curated record.
CAAGUGCAUUCCUACGAUAACUUUUGCGUUUGAGACGAGAGUGAAAAUGAGCUCGAGAUAUUUCCCAUAACAUUGGCAGGAGUUUUCUCCGACUAUUCAUUUCCCCUCAUUAUUAUUCCGUCAUAAUAUCCAAGGGGCGAAGGCUUGGACGUGCGAGCAAGAUAGGGUCAAACUGCUGCACCAUCAUGGAGUCCAAGAGCACCCUGGCAGAAGCAGACUCGACCUCCAUGUUAGCCAUCCCACAGUCCAAUCCACAGUCAAGUGUGUCACAGACCUCACCAGCACUCUUGUCACCUUCACAUUCCCCUUCAGAUUUAUCACCAGCACAGUCCCCAAAACACAUGUCUCCUUCUCAUUCUCCAUCUGCGAUACCUGUCUCAGGAUCUUCACCCACAGUUUUGUCACCUUCAGACAGUCUUAGUGACCCUUCACAGCCAUCUACAAUACAACCUUCCUCAUUGUCUUCAUCGGUCAUUUCACCUCCUGAGCUACCAUCUCCAGGGAGCAUCUGGGCAGAAUCAGUAUCUUUAUUACCAUAUGUACCAUUAUCACUGUCAUCUCCAAAUGAGACGCAGCCUCCUGCAACACAGUCUAAUGAUUCCCCAUCUAGUAUAUCAUCGCCAACACCAGCCAAUCCACAGUCUCCCUUGGCUGUCUCAGUGGACCAAGACUCAUAUUACCUUCUUAAUGCACAACCUCCUGUAAAGUCAUGGCGUUAUGAUCCUCUAGCAUCCCCAGAUUGGGAUUGUGCAGGACCACCUGGAUGUCUAUGUGCUGGACGAGUUAAAAAAGACCUGAGCAGUAUCUACAGUGAGCCACUUCCAGGAAUUUUUGUUGUACCUGAUGAACAAAACCUCUUUAAAGUUAACUGCCUCAUUAUUGGACCAUUUGAUACACCAUAUGAAGGUGGAUUCUUCCACUUCCUCGUCCGUUUUGGUCCCCAGUACCCUCUCCAUCCACCAAGAGUACGACUGCUGACGACAGGGGGAGAUACAGUCAGAUUUAACCCUAAUUUAUACAAGAAUGGCAAAGUUUGCUUAAGUAUUUUAGGAACAUGGUCUGGUCCAGCGUGGAGCCCAGCAUCCAACCUCUCCAGUGUUCUUUUGUCAUUACAAAGCCUGAUGAAUGAGAACCCUUAUCACAAUGAACCUGGAUUUGAAAAGGAGCACAAGGCAGGAGACAGUGAGCGUUAUAACACCAUCAUAAUGCAUGAAACGAUUAGAGUUGCUGUUAUACAACAGUUUGAGGGUGUUACCAUGGUGCCAGCAGAUCUCAUGAGAGUUAUGGAAGCUUCAUUUCUGGAGUAUUAUGAUCAUUAUGUUGAAAUUUGUGAAAAAAAUAUGCAUCUAGAUGGACAAACCAUGGUGGUAAGUAAAAAAUUUCCAAUUUUUGAUUAAGGGAACCGUCCCAGA